AAGCUGUGAAGCUGUGCGAGCUAGUGGCCUUUCUUUGCUUCCAGGAGAUCCGGGGACCUGUACCCCAUCCCUUGACCCGAGAGCCAGAGGACAUGGAUGGCGUGCAGGCUGUCUUUGCCUACGGCACUUUACGUGGCGAUUUUAGCGAGUCGGGCGACCGCUGGGGUGUCAUCUCAAGAACAGGCGCCGCAUGGCUUCCGGCCUCUGUGAGCGGCUUCAAGCUGUUCCAGGAGGAGACAGCAUUCUACCCCUUCGCACUUCAGACGAAACUCUCAGAGGACUGCACGCUACUGGUGUGGCCGUGCGACAACGCAAGGGACGCCAUCGCGGCGUGCGACCGGAUUGAGGGCUUCGAGCCAAAGAGUCCGGAGGAUGGCCUGUACCGCCGGACAGUGGUGGAUGUAGCUGUGCCAGCAGAUGUUCUGAGAAAAGCCAGCGAGGACAAGGGCUGGCUCGCGUCAGCUGCAGGCGCUUGUGAGGGCGAGACCUCCAUCAUCAGGGCCUUUCUGUACCACCAGCCCAUGGAUGGUCGGGAGCGCGAAGUGAAGCACUUCCCCGGUGGAGAUUGGCUCCAGGCCCAAUCUUGACGCCUGUGCGUGGCUGGCAAGGACACACUUUGCCUCGUGCUAGCGGGUUGCAGCAUUCGCUGCUUCACAUGUCCGAGCCUGAUUUGCUGGCAGCCCGCAGCUAGUCACGGAGAGCUUCUAGUCCUUUGGCUGAGCGUCCAGAGAGGGACCUGGGAGGACACAAAGCGGCCGUGCAAUGCGUCGCAAUGCUUGGCUAUGCUUCGCUGUGGCAAUGUUAGGCUCAGUAUUUGGAGUUUCUGGAUGUGUACAGACGGGGCUGGCGACCCCUCCCUUGGCUCCAGAGCUGCCA
Messenger RNA from Effrenium voratum, 876 nucleotides. The record is from the annotation of a GenBank genome assembly. Lineage: Eukaryota; Dinophyceae; Suessiales; Symbiodiniaceae.